AAAAGCGAGUAAUCGUUCCCAAUUAAAAACAAUCCAAUCGAAUUUAAAAUCGACGUUUCAUUUGUUCAUUUUUUUUCAUUUUUAAAUACUUCUUUUCUUCGUAGGUAUUAGCGUUCAUUUUAUAUUUUAUACUCUUAAUGGAAUUCGUCGACGUUUUCGAAAUACAUAAAUACGUUAGACCGUACAAAUUUUACAAUCCAAAAUCACGACACCGAUCACGUUGGAUCUCUCCUUCGCCAAAAUAUUCAGGAAUUAAAAAGUCUACGAAAAAUCAUUACACUUCUUCUUCUCGUCCUGGAUACUCGAGAUAUGCUCCUCUUUACGAAGAAUCUUCGGUCUCGGAUAAUCAACCGUAUACUAUAAUUAUCCAAUUACCGAAACGUCAAGAAAAACGUAAAAAUCGUUAUUACGAGAGAUACUAUGAUAGGGACGAUGAUGUUCACGAUCGCGAAUACAUUGGGGAUUAUAGUGAUCACUAUGAGGAUUUCGAUUCUAGAGCGUUUCAUAUCGGUGAGAAGAAAGUACGAAUUAAAGUUACAGAAGGUGCAGACUCGAAGGUACAAAUAAAAAUAUCAAGAAUAGACGACGACAAAGGAAUCGAAAUAAUCGAUAAAAAUAAUACAAGCGUAUUAACGACGCCGAUAUAUUCGAACAGCGGAUUAUUAUCAACUCGAAAUGCCGAGGGAAACUGGUUGCCUUCCGAGCCACCAUUAUUCUUUCAAAGACAAAUACAAAGGGUUUGA
Molecule: messenger RNA, 743 nt
Organism: Polistes canadensis
Lineage: Eukaryota; Metazoa; Arthropoda; Insecta; Hymenoptera; Vespidae
Exons: 3
Coding region: 138-743 (201 amino acids)
Source: RefSeq, a predicted model, not a curated record